This is a messenger RNA of Porites evermanni, 18352 nucleotides long. Lineage: Eukaryota; Metazoa; Cnidaria; Anthozoa; Scleractinia; Poritidae. The record is from the annotation of a GenBank genome assembly.
UUUCAGCAUACGUCUGGUUAAGCAUGCGUUGCCAACUAGUAAUCUUUUUCGCUGCUCUCUCCAUCGCUGUUCAUGGUCGAUCUUUUUAUACGGUAAGUCAUAUUAAUAUAUAAUAAUAAUAAUAAUGAUAAUAAUAAUAAUAAUAAUAAUAAUAAUAAUAAUAAUAAUAAUAAUAAUAAUAACAAAAUUAAGCCUCGCCGAACAAAUAUCAAAAAAUGUUUUUACCGCCCAAUACAAAAUUGAAGAUCGGCGUCGCCCUCAGAACGUUGUCAGUAACCGAUUUAAGUCACCUUACUGGCUUAACACCAGUAGCCUAUAUUUAAGGGCGCUUUGGCUGGCCACACCAGGGCUGGCGCGGUAGGGAGUAUUUUAACCAGCCAGAUCAGUUAAUAUAGCAUGCACGGCAGUGAUACGUUUAAGAGAAAUGACUUACGUUUCAUUUUCAAAACGAGUAGUUAGUCCUGCCAGUUCAACUUAGGAAAGCGCUCUUGAUUUUUAUUACAUAACUGACUAGAUUUGCAAAAGGUUAAUACUGUGUUGAUUCAAAUUCCUUUUUGCUCAACCGUCUCUUAUAGUGGCUCGACCCAGUAUUUUUAUAGGCAAACCCUCCAUCUUUGAAUCUCGUAUACUUAAACAAAUCCGCCGAUCUGCAUUGUAAAAUGAUUAUAACACAUGGAUUUCACUUAGACUAAACUUUUUUGUGGUAUUAUUUUUUAUGGCGAUCAGAAUAAAUGUCACGUGACAAUGACGUCACGGUGGUUUUAGCUAUAAAACGAAUUUCAUCCUCAAGCUACGCAUUCUUUGGAUCAAUGUCUUCUGCUGUGCGAAGUGUCACAAAAAUCUAUAAGGGAAAUUUCGAGAUAUCAUGGCCUUCUAGAAAAAGGGUAUAAAUUAUGCAUGCAUUAAGGACUGGACUUAAUGCAAAAAAAUUUGCUACUUUUUAGAUGUUUUCGAAAAGGUUUUAUCACUCAUAUUCGUCUUGCAAAUGACCCUUAUCACCAUGUAGGUCACUGUACAGGUUGCCCUCUGAAAUCUAUUCUCUAUUGUUUUCUCCCAUUCUACAGCAUUGCCAUAUUUCGGAAAGAUUUCAGAGGGCAACCAAGCACAGUAAAUUCUGGCGUGCUGCAUGGGAAUUUGAUGUUGUGCUAAACUCGGGACAAUAGGAAGUCCGAGAGCAAAAACCUUAGCCAGAUUUAUGACAUCGCCUCAAUAUUUGCUCACUUUUUGGGCAUGAAAUUCAGGGACUUAAUAGUACCCUGAUCAAUUAAUAUACUAAAAAUAAAUAUAAAAAAUCUAUCGACGAAUUAUAUAUGUUUUAAUCGCGGUUUUCUUGAAAGUAGCUUUAGAAAUUACAAAAAGAGCUCAGCAUUGCGUUUUACCCUGAUUGAUACGUUUUGAUGUGUUUCGAACUCGCGCAAGAGCACCUGCGUUCAGCGCCUUCUGAAGUGUAUAAGGGUCAUUUGCAAAACGAAUGAGUGAUAAAACCUUUUCGGAAACAUCCAAAAAGUAGCAAAUUUUUCUUUCUAAAGUGUAUAAGGGUCAUUUGCAAAACGAAUGAGUGAUAAAACCUUUUCGGAAACAUCCAAAAAGUAGCAAAUUUUUCUGCAUUAAGUCCACUCAUGAGUGCAUGUAUAAUUUAUAUCCUUUUUAUAGAAAUGCCAUGAUAUCUUGAAAUUUCUUUUAUAAGCUGUAGAUUUUUGUGAAACUUCGCACCGCAUGCAGAAGACAAUACGUAACGUAAAGCAUUUCAAAAGAAAAUGCCGAACAGGUCACAUCGUAACAUCAUUGCCAUUAUUAUAAUCGAUUUACAAUAUAGACAGAUUUGUUGAUUAAGAAGUGUAGGAGAUUCAAAGAUGGAGGGUGUGCCUAUGAAAAUACUAGGUCAAGCCACCUUAGGUAGCCCUUAUUAAACUAAUUUUGCGGCCAAUGCCAUAAUUUCUCUUUUCUCGAUCUCUACUGAGGAGAAAGCAGAGACCUUUUUUUCUUCAGGGGAAGUGACGACGUGAAAAUGCCACCUCCAACUUGACCAGUUGGACAGGUUCACUAAAAGUAGUCGCUUCCGGUAAUACCCGUCAUUUUGACCUUUAAAAGUAAAUUGACAUCAUAGUUAUGUAAGUGUUUUUUUUUUACCAUGAUUACUAGUUCACAUCCCCUCUAAAAUUAAGAUUAUUUCAUCCUUUUCCCUUAGUUGCUAAGAUGUUGUUUUUGUUUAUUAUUUUCAUAUAAUGAUAUCGAUCAACAAAGAGAGGUAGAGAGAAAAGGUGUGGUAAGUAGUGUAUACCGGUUGUACUUUCUAUAGUGUUUUUUACAGAAUUCUGCAAAUGAUUUUCACAGAAUAUUUCCUAAAAUUUUACCUGACAAAACCCACUCAAGAAAAAAAUAAGUUCAAUGAGCCACUCCCUUAGAGUUUUUAUUAGUGCGAGGAGCACUUUGCUAGGACUGAUAAGUUCUCGUUAGUAAGAUACUCGCCUAUGCGUAUCACACUGCGAGGAGGUUACUAAACCGUUAUGAGCGUGUGCAUGAGAUGAUAGGUUUGAUGGGCAGCUUUUUGUGUCUUCGAAGUGGUACCAUAUAAUUUUGGACGGUCAAGCUCUCCAAAGAGACUGCUGGACUGUGAUAAUUCUUUCUGUCUACAUCUCUGAGUCGAAAAUGUAUUUUCUUUUAACUGUAAAGGGGUUAUUGCUUAAUAAGCAUCUUUUUGACAAAAAUUGAUAAUGACCAUGAUGGAGACGAGCUUUUAAGCCCUUCACUUUUAGACCUUAUUAUUUUAAAAGUCAUCUGCUUUUUUCUGGGUAACGAUGUCAAUAUACACACUGCAACGGAAACGUAACUAACAGACAACGUCAUCUAAUGUUUGCAUUUCCAUACAGGUACGUGCCAAGCAAAUGGCAGAACAUACCAGAAUGGCGAUACAAUUAUUUAUCAUAAUGUCACUACCCCUAUUGAGAGCGCCGGUUGUACCGUGUGCGACUGCUCGGCUGGCAGCAUUAAUAACUGUAAUUUCUACUACUGCGACAUCGGCCUCGGUUCAUUUUCAAUAGAUGGUUGCGAAAGGUGGAGCGUUGGUGUGGAAGGAGUAUGCUGCCCAAAAUGUGGUAAGAAAAAAGUGACUUAACGAGACUCAUUUCUUUAAUUAUGGCCGUCUCCCAGUUUAGCUUAAAGGCUGUUUACUGUCCAGCGUAGUGAAAGUGAGAUAUCAAUUAGCAUACUUCAGAGGAUGAACUUAGUGUUUUUGUGCACAGAAGAAGAAAGUACAUCAUCUAAACGGUCAUACCUGAGGAUUUCAUCCAUUGACUCAAUGAUUCUUAAUCACCUUGUAAACAGUACGAAGGAAAAAUUACCGUCUAGUAUAUCUUUUACUCGACACGAUCCCUUUAGGAUUCCAUCCCCCGUCGUAAAUUUUAAGUCACCUUGUAAGGCAUUUUUUUUAUAACGCUGAUAGUUAAAAGCAACUUCUUACAUGUUAUUAUGGUAUUUUGAUUGAUUGAUCAAACUUAGUUGCUUUUCUAAGAAAUGAAAGAUCCACACCCUCUUGUUUUAUAGAGUGUGUCAGCAAUGGCCAACAAAAGUCUGUUGGUGACUCCUGGAUCAGACGCACGACUCCUGAUGUGUGUUACGAGUGCUCAUGCUCAGAAUCAGCAGCUGCUGAAUGCUAUCAAAUACACUGUAUGCCUUGUGAAGGAGUCACAGUCACUGUUCCUGGAAGGUGUUGUCCGAGAUGUGAUCCGGGUGAGUAUAAAGGAGGGGCCAGGGCAGGAGUCAGGGGCUCCUGAUGUUUUUGUCUACUAAUAAAAGACAAGGCACCAGAUGUGUCCUGAGGGUAUGGAAAGAGGUACAUGUAGAUCAUGACGCACAUUAAACUUUCGCGAUCGUCCAAUGGACCAGGUUAAUUGAAAGCAUAGGGGCCUAAAUGGAACAAUAAACCAGGUAGGAGGAGCAAGAAUCUUUAGGGCCCUCGUUUUUGCAUAACGCAACUUUAGAUUAAGUGUGAAUUUUCUUGAACCAUAGCAUUUGCUUCAGAGUGUUUUCUCGCACGGAAUCUUAGUUAACUAGGAAGAAAAUUUUUCGGAACACUCAAAGGAACAGUUAAAAAAAUUGCAUUUUAAUCUUGAUCCUUGCAAGGAACGUGGGAGUCGAUUUCUUCUUCUUCUUUCCAGAGAAUAUCAAAUUUAAAAAAAAGGAAAAGAAAGUCAGGACCAAAAAUGUACUUUAUUACAUUAGUUACAUUAUAACAUUAUUAUAUUAAUGAACUAAGUAUUUUAGUGGGCUUUUAUAAUUAUAUAGCUCCACUGAGUAUCUUGUAGCUCAGUGGUAGAGCAUCUGCACUAGUAAUCCCAACGUCAUAUGUUCGACUCCUGUUGGGAGUACUCGGACUUUUUCUUCACUGACACAGCCAUCUAUGUUUCUAUCUCUACACAUAGUGACCACCACCACAACAGCUACGCAAGGCUUCACCAUUAUUGUGCUCACCACUCCCCGUACGCCUCCGGUGUUUCCUGAAUUUCCCUGGGGUAACGAAGGCGUGGACUAUGAAGACAUGAAUGACAGCCAGUGAAAGGAUUAGAUGGGUAUGUAAAUCAUUUGUUAUAAGUUUUACUGGAAUUAACACAAAAGAGAGAUCUCAACGAAUGACGUCAUCACAUUUGGAUUCAUUAAAAUUCUCCUCUUGGGAUAACAUGUACUCUAAGAGAAGUUUCAUGCCCAGGAAUAUCAGCUAUAGUAUGACGUGGAGCCGCCUGUUUCUGUUGUCAAGGCCCAGUACCCCGCUUCCUUCAAACUAUGGGAACUGCCACCAAACUGAGGAACUGAUCAUAUAAAAAUAAUCUCUCAAACCAUUCACAGUGGGGACUAAAAUGCCAAAUUAAAGAAAGGAUAACGAACUUGAAGAAAAUUAGAACUGGCUGUAAUAGUGGUUUUUAAAAACUUGUUAGUCUGGCAUUUUUUCAGUAAUAAUGUCUGACACCAAGCUGUGAUUUCGUCAAGUACAAGAUAUCAGUUCUUCGCUGACGUUAAGUUCAAUUAUGAAUAAGGACCGGCACCAAUCACAUCAACCCCACAGAGAAUCAGUCUUCGUAAUUAGGUGGGGUGGAUAAUGUUGAUAAAAGUUUUUAUACACACUGCCAUCUGUGGAACAAGUUUUGAUUAGCCAGCGCUCGGUUUCUGAAAGAAGGAGGGGUCGGAGGAAGCAGAGAUUCCGAUACGGAAUUUAGUCAUAAUUCCUUCUUGAGGAUCCCUUUACGUGGUCAAGAGAAGAAAGAAAGAAAGGAACGGUAUGGGGGCCAGCUCCCCAUAUGGGCCUUGUUCCCAGGAAAGCCUUUUUAGCUACUUUCAGUGACAAGUGAAAGCGACGAGAAAAUUUAAUUUCAAAACGUUUUAUCCUUCGAGUGUUUUUUUUUUCUUUUUUGCCAUCAUUUUAAACUAAACUGUUCUUUCAGACGCUGUCAUUAUACAAGUAUCCCAUAAUAAUAAACCAUUAUAAGGCCUUAAUUUGUGACGUCAUUUUCCAGGCAAAAAAUGAGAAGUAAGAUGUAAAAAGAUGUAAAACACCCGGAAACUUUUAGCCAAAGACAAAUUCUCGCAACGCUGUUUUGAAGUAAAAUAAACAAAUGUUUGGGAUUUGUAUUUGCUGGCGUUUUGUUACCAAAAUUUACAUGAGAGGAAUAAUCUAGGGAUCCUUUAUCCUGGUCUGUAAAGAACUUAAUUUUUGAUGUCUUUUGUUGCAGGACGUAUACAUAUCCUUUCAGGAACUGAAGAGCUAUUGAAGCAUAUGUACAAAUAGGAAAAUUAAAUCUUGAUUUGAAUUAAUUUUGAUAGCAGCAGUUUGUUGAAUAAAGCAGAAAGAAACCUGUUUUAUUCCUCUGGUCUUUUCUUCUCUAAAACACAAUUUAUAAGUCAAUUGAGAAUUUUUAAACGUCUCAUGGCAAUUACUUUUUUAGAUCAAUAAGACAACAAUCUACUGGUUCUGUCCAAGUCUUUACAAUCAGUUUAAGGGUUUUUCUACCAUCAUGAAAAUCUAAGAUGGCGAAUGUGACCUGCAUGACGUCACCAUACAACUGUCGCCGUCCCCAUAUCUCAAUUUCUUUUUACUUAAAUUCUUGUCUGAACUUUUCACUAGUUUUCCAGCGUUAACUGCCUCCGCGACGAAAAUGUUGCAAAUUUUACUGACUAAAUUAGUGAGCAAAGUUUUCACCAUCGUAAAAUCAAUAUAUGGAGGCCACAUUAGUAUGACUCAGUCACAGCAAAUACAAGAAAGAUCAAGUGACACUGAGGCAUGCAAACGAAAUUACAGUGAUUAGUUUGAAAAACACACCCCGGUUAAGCGUUGAACGAUGUUAAGACAAAAUUUCUUUCAAGCAGAGGCUAAAUGAUCUAAGAAUCAUGAGUCAGCUAAGAUGUCUUCGCUUUAAUUCAAUGGGUAAAUAAAUUUUAAUUCGUCUUCCACAGAAAAAAAUUCAACGCACCACUGAGCUUGUUAUUGAGGGCUAUAGAUAUAGAGGAUAUUACACGGUGGCGCCAAGAUAUGAAUUUUAUUUUCGAGUGGCAAAACAAUAUUUUACGAACGAGCGCAGCGAGAGAGUAAAAUAUUGUUUUUGCUACGAGAAAAUAAAAUUCAUAUCUUCAAGCCGCCUUGUAAUGUUCUUUUUAUUAUAUAGACAAAAAGACAUCGAUAAAAUAAUGGACUAUUAUUCGCCAAAAAGUAAUUGUGACGGCUCAAAUUUACAGUACAGCAAUAUAAGACAAUGGUUACAAUAAUCUUGAGAAACAACACUGAGCUGGAUAGGGCUCUACAAUGACAAAAGCUUUGAAAAAAUGUGUGAGUAAAAUUCAAAAGACGCAAGACGCCAUCAAAUUUCGAAGGGAAAUUACCGAAAUACGUCAUCGAUAAACUCACGUAUGAGAUUAUGGAAAAUAAACCACUCGUGUCCCGGAUGUAGUUUUUGUGAAUUUUACGAGUGGUAUAUUUUCCAGUAAAACAAUCGUGUCUGUAUAAUAAAAGCCACUAAAAAUAAACUCUUUUUCGCCAUUGCAUUGAACUACUUUGACAUACUUUUGCGCAGAUAUCACAACAUUUUUCCCUUCCGAAAAACCCUGCUUUAGGCGAGGGAAAUUAUUAGGAUUUGGACAAAACGCAAGUGAAAUUAUUCCCUAAUUUCGCGAGUAUACCAUCUGAUUACCUAUUAAUAUCAUGGGUGACGAAUUACGUUAGCAAUCUUGGAUUUUGACAUGUUUAUUGAUCGAGAACUCCUGCACUCUCUCGAACGUUUAGCGCUUAAAUUUGGCUUAAGUUCAGGGUUUUUCGACAAAAUACCUGUUAGAAUCCUUCUUGAGGUGCUCUUUCGUGUGUUCAGGUUUUCUAAAGCGUCUUUUUAUGCCCUAGCAUCUUCAUUCAUGACAUUUAAAAACUUCGUCGCCAUCUUGACACUGAGACGUACGAAAGGUUGCCAUGGCAAUUUUGUAAUUUCACAUGUGAAAUUACAAAUUAUCGCUGAAAUUUCGCGCCAAAAUUAAGGAGUAAUUCGUCACCUAUGAUAUUACUACGAUAAUCCAAUUAGCGAAAAAUUGACUUCACUUUUCUGUACUUGUGCUUUUAAGAUAAAUUGCAAGAUCUCAAGUCUUAAAUUUACUAUCAAAUUAGCUAGGCUCAACAAAGUUUUUGAUAGGGCAGACAUAAGCCGCUAGGUUGGUAAUUCUUUUCUUUAUUUAUUAUCAGUAAUAAUAAAUGAACCUUAUCGGGCAUGAUUUACUUGUUUAAACACGACUUAAAUUGAGCCACUUCCCGUAAAUCAAAUUUUCGGAUUGUUUGCGGCUUUUUUCUCCAUUCAGAGCUAAAAGAGCGACUAAACUGGUCUCAUGAAUUCAGGUCGGAAAAAUUUCGUAUUUUAAUUAUUCCUUUUUCGGGUUUCUAGAAAUAUGUAACAGUCAGAGAAAGAUAACUUUUCCUGAAAGAGUUGUUAUCAAACCUGCACAAGAUGAUGUGUACUUAAAGUAAAAAACAACAAGAAAAGAACUAUCCUCUUCUUAAUUAAAUCGAUUGCGAGUAACGAAAGCGGUAGAAGAGCAGGCGCUCCGAAUAUGAUUUAUAGUUUCUUUAUAUUAAAAAAAGCUUUUUUUUCAAUUUUCGCGCGCCUGUGAAAGCAAUUUCAAUAAUAGGGAUAGGUGCUUGGCUGCAUGGUUGUAAAACAAAACAGAAUCCUUCAAUCACUGAGGUUCCUUUGGCCCGAGUUAAAAGUUCACGCAGAAAAUAGUUGAUACGAAAGGUAAGCGAUUAAUCUUAAGAUUAAAGACUGAGCCAGACCUCACUUGGCUUUAAUAUCAGACCAAAAAAUUGCUUCUUAAGGGAGUGUGAAAUGAUGGCUUUCCGUAACUUAGCAGUCCUAGGCCUGCCACAACACGUCUUAUUACGACGAUGAGUUGAAGUUUUAAGCUGCGGUAAGUGGGAUCUCCGAAGUCAAGCGUUACAACGAGGAUUAUAACUGUAAAUGGUUAUGCGCAGAAGAGAACGACAGGUUUGAAAGUGAUCUCUUUGAGCUAGAUGUUAAUUGAAUUAAAUGUGUAAAAUUCACUCAAAAAAAGGCUCUUAAGCGUAAGGGACAUUUCAUUCUCAGACAUCUUUUGAUGAAAGGAUCAACUUUCAAUUUUGCAGAUGCAUCCAAACUGAAAGUGAGUUAUGUUGGUUAUGGACGGAUGCUACGAUUGGGGGAAAUGGAACGCUCUACCUUGUAUACACCCCUCUGUAACAGAGCCAUGCAGUGAAAGCCGACCUAGCGGGUUUAAUAUAGUCCCCCAGUAGCCUCCCCGAUACUAACGAAUAGUUUGUUGUUAUCCGGCUAAUUUUAUGCUUCCCCGGUCACUUUUUAUUGUGACUUCUACAAAACCAGUGUAUUUCGCCAUUCAUAUUUGUUUAAAAGGAGCAAAAAUAUAAAACAUUAUUACCAUUGACAAAAGAAAUCGGAGGGUACAAGUAAUCGAUCCCGUAUGAAUGUGUAAAUCUUUUAGUUCUUCUUGUUAGAGUAAUAUGUAAAAGGAUUUCCAAGGUUUCAAAUCCGUUAAGAUGUAAGGACUGUCACCCCGUUUAGCUUUUAAUUAAGGGAGAUACACAACUAAGAAAAAACCUAGUGGAAAAUAAGCCAACCCAGUGACGUUUUCUCCGAGAACCCGGUGGAGAUAUAGAUUCCACUGGGUCUUUUAGAGAGGGGUGUUUGCAUAUGUGUAGAUAAUAUUACUGGGUCAGCUAUGAACUCUUUGUUAACGCCCCAGAAUUACAAGGCCAACAUGUAAAUCCCCCUAAAGCUAUAAGGAAAGAUUAUCCCUUUUUAAGUCAAAGGUAAUGAAUGAUAAACUGGUUUAAAACCAAAGUGGAGAAAAAAACAGCUGCCACUGAAGUCAAGUUUCCUAUACGAUCGGACUAAUUUCUUCCGAUUGAAUGAUAACUUUUAUGUCAAAUAAGACACAAGCCAAUUUCCUAGCUAAUGUUUGCUUUUCAUUAUUUCCGAUACCUCAAUUAUUCACUAUUUGAGAUUUUGAUAUCAUUUACGCAAACUAAAACAUUGAAUGAAAAUACGAACAUUCGAACAAAUUUAAGUCAAAAUCAAUGUCGACAGCGUCUCAAAAAGUUUAACGACAAAAAUGAAGAAAUCUUUUGAUUGAUUUAUUUCAAUAUAUUCUUUCAAAUUGGAGAGUACUGUUUGCCUAUAAUUUAUCGACAAAAAUUAUAGGCAUCCACUUUAAGGCGCUUUUGAAAAUUCGUCAUUGCCCAAGUACCCAUUUAACAUAGAAUGGAUAACUUUCUAUGUCCCGACUGAAACAUAGAUUGCCUGCUCGUUGGACAGUGCACCAAAAGCUACCCUUAAGACCGGUAGCAAUGAAAGAAAACUGCUAAUUGAGAAUUUCUGUGUGUUUGGCCUGACUGCUCUUAGAUGCACUGAUUUAAGCAUGUUAUUACAGUAUAUUUGUUUAAAUGAGCGAUUGUUUUAAUAUUUACACACAAGGGGAAGGCGGUUGUUUGAAGUGAUGGAAAAUCUUCUCUUUUGAAAAUUAAAAAUUGCAGUUAUUUUGAUGUUUCGACGUGCUAGACAAUAGAAUUAAGGCCGUAACAAAGAAGAAAAGUAAUCCAAACUAAUCAGACACCUUUCUUGUGUUAUCAAGGUUUUUUCCUGCACAAAGCUGAUGAAGCAAUACCCUUAAAACUUGUUGUGGCUAAAGCUUAAAUCUUGGUAAGUGUCGAGUGAACUUUAAUUACAAUGUUGAAUCAUCUGCAGAGAAAUAACGGUUACCUUCCUUGUGUUUAUCUAUGAAGGAAACUCGCAAGACACACGUUUAUUGCAAAAAUUUUACGUUUAUUUAACUCAGAUAUUAUUCUCUGCAGCCCUUUGAAUAACAAACUUAAUUCGCAUCUGUAUACUGGUUUAAUAUCCAAGUACAGGCAAGGUUUUUUUUCUUUUUAAUUGUAACAAAAGAACACUUCGUGAAGCGAACUAGAUUAGCAAGAAAGUGAUUAUUACAAUCCUUGCGCCAAGAAACCGCUUCUUGAUUCUUUUAUUUUUAACGCCUGUCCGUUUAUAUGAGAUUUCCGAGAGCUGAUUGUGGACCGGCGUCUACCCGUUUUUAGGCAUUAAAUAUUGUCCACCCAUUCAAAGCCUAAAAGAAGAAAAUACUAUGGUCAGCCGCAUGAAAAAUUACUUGAUCAAAAAUAGUAACAAUGUUGUAAACUUAAUCUGUACUAAAAAAAUUCCCCUUAGUAAGAUGUUUGGGUUAUCUGGACAUAUUUUUCCCAGCAUUUUCCAAAGUUGUACUGGUCUUUGUUACUCAUUUUUGUGUUCAAGCUCACCUUAAAACUAAAAACGUGAAGAGUUCAUUUGACGCUCGACCUGAAGGUGAAUACAAGAUCAUAACUUAGUGGACGCAUUUCUCAUAACCGAAGCGACGAAAAGUGAAACUUGUAUUCUGUUAUUGUGUGAAUGAUAAUGUGGAUCCUAAAAUGUCUCUCUUUUCUGUGAAUUGUCUCCUGACACGAGUUCUAAUAAAUGUGACCACGAACAUAGUAAAAACGCCCACAAUUUAUCACGAUUCUAUGUAGAAGGAAAUAAAGAACGGAUUGUCACUUCACCGUUUCUAAAAUUCCUAAAUUUUGUUGUAUAAUAUCACCUUUAAGACCGCAAGACGGAAAACGAAAUGGUGGCUAUGGCCUCUUAACAAACUUUUUGGGUUUCCUUAAGAUAUCAUUCCGAUCCGACUCGAAUCGUCAUUUAGCGGGAAAACAGCAUCGAAAAGUAAACUAGAAAACAAACACAUCUUGUUAAAAAACAGAACUGAAUUUGUGAGAGUAAACUAUAUUUACUAUCUUACUCACUUUAGAGCUCUGCCGAAUCAGAAAAACUUCAUUUGCAAACUUGCCUGAAUUUUUGGAAUAGGAAGUAAAUGUGUAUGUGCCGUGUUCAGAAACGCAUAGAUCUACUUUCUAAACAUUGCUAACAUUAUUAUUAUCUUUUUUUUUUCUUCAAGAAAAUGGAAUCAAGAGUAUUACUUCAGGUUUUACUGGUGAUUUUUAGUUUACACACGGCCGCUGAGGGAAAACACAUUACGAAGGUAAAGUCAACUACAAUUAUUUUUAAGUUUUUCGUAUAAAAUUUUAUUCACGCUUCUGUUUCGUUUUGUAUCAUUUAAUUCCUUACAUAAUUCGGGAUGAUCAAUUGAGGGUACCCGUUAAACUUAUAUUUUAAUUUUUUUUUUUACUCAAUGAUGAGCUCUCUUCCAUAAUUUCAAAUGAGUUUUGCAUUAUUGUUUUUGUUUUUUUAUUUUUUAUUAUUGUACUUUAUUAUGUUUGUUGUCUUGUUGUUGAUCUUUUUAUUUUUAUUUUUUUUUUUUUUUUUUUUUUUAUAUUUGUUUCUUUUUCAUAAAUUUUAAGUGGUUUUUUGUUUUUUUGGUUUGGGGGGGGGGGGGGGGGGGGGAUCAGGGAGGUCUAAACUUCCUGCCGCCAGUACCGUAUCAGUUGCAAUCAUUUGUAGUCAUCUAGACUCUCAUGACUACUCACCCCCUGACUUAUUAUUAAAAAGAAUUGCAAUGAAGUAAGAAAAUUGUAUUGUUCGGGUACCACAGCAAUAUAUGUUUUCUAAUUUACCUUUAGAAGGCUGAACAUCACAAGAGGAUUGCUGUCAGAGACGUGGACGGUAAGUUAAGUCAAGAACUCAGCCUUACUAAUACUGUGAGCAUGAUGCAUUGUAUAAUAAAAUAGGGUAUUCGUCGCAUUGAUAUAUUCUAAACAUGGAAAUGGAGGGCAAGUCUGUGGACUAGAGAGGCCUUGAACUACUGUUCAGAAAGAUUCUCACAGACAUGUUUCUGACAAAAAACUACUGAUUGGGGAGUGAGCUGUAUUGGAAACGUUCAUUUGAGCUGUGCCUAUUUUAAUUUGAGGAACUUUUACAAGGUCUUAUGAGAUGAUCAAUGCUGCAUUGAACAGUUCUUUUCAUGUGACUACAUCCUCUCCUCUUCAAUGCCAAAAAAAAGAUUGAAAUGUUGGGCAUAUUUGUCUGAGCAAUUAAAAAUUUACAAGGAGACUAUGUUUGGACAAAAACUUACAGCUUACACCGUUAAUGUAGCCAAUUAAACCAAGCUCCUCCGAGCGUUGCCUGUGAAGAGACAAAGGGAGAUUAGCGUCGCAGAGGCUAAUAUGUGCUCGAUAGUAUUCAGGUGAAAUGUAGCCUCCCCCGCAGACGUAUUUUUGGCUCGUCUCGCAGCGACGAACCCCUAAGAACUGCAAACCCACACCUCCCCUAACCCAACGAUAACACUUACCCUUCUUUUCACUUGUUGAGUGUUAGUUUAGGGGAGGGGUAGGUAUACGUAAAUUCAUCUUUCAAUCUUAUACUGAUCCAGGGAUUCAAACUAACAUGAUAGCUUUUCCCCUCUAACAGUUCAAAUUGACUACGAGCCAGUUGGUUGCUUUCAAGACAGGGUACAUGACAGAGCUCUUAACCACAAAGUAAAGAAUUUCAGAAAUUUUUUGGGAAAGAAAUUGUGGGAAAAGUGGCCCGACAUGACCCUUGUUAUUCAGCUAUGUGCCGAAGAAGCCUUUAAAAAGGGUUAUACUGCCAUGUUUGGGGUUCAAUUUUACGGAGAAUGUUACUCGAGUAAAAACGCACAAAGUAAUUACGACAAGCACGGUAAAUCCAACAACUGCGUCAGUGGCGUUGGGAAAGAUUGGGCUAAUUUUGUCUAUCGUAUCAAAGGUGAGUUUUUUUAACUUAGUCUUACUAAAAUGAUCUGAUUAAUACAAAUUGAUCGAAACUACAUUGCUUUGGUUGACCCAAACAUGUUACGACUUGGCUAUUUUAAUAAGUUUCCUGAUCAGUAGUUGUGGAAGAUUGUGGAUUUGAUUGGCAGCAGACUUAAUGUGCCAUAAUAGCACCAGUUAAGGAAAUCAAAAUGUGAUUGGAUUCUUGGUUCCUCAUAACUUACUCUAGCUACUCGCUUGAACUUUAACAAGGAUUUUGCUACCACGUUCUACCACCGCCAGUAGUAGGUGUUAAAGUCCCGGGGGUACUCCUGUUUUUACUGGUGACGGGGAUGAUCGAAGGAUUUUAUUGAGUUUGAAAUUUUCCAUUCGGCGGGAUUUUGGGGGGUGGGAAAAUUGGGCACGUAUUUUUUUCGGGGUGGCCUGCAGAUUUAAGGAGGGAUUUUUUUUUUUGAUAUUCAUGGUAGUGCUUGCUUAUCCCGGCCGCGUAGUUCUACGAAUAAUGUAAUACACCAAAUAACGUAAACAUGCCAUAUCAUUUAAUGCUUUCUGGAAAUUUUAAGGCUCGGAAAUUCGGCAUGGGUCUUUUGGGAGAUUAAUGUUUGUUCAACGGAUUUUUUUUGGUUUUGUUGGAAGCUGUAGGGAUUUUUUUGGGUUUUGAUUUUUGCCCCCAUUCGAUCAUCCCCGUCACUUGAAAUCCGGAGUACCCCCCUUAGGGUUAAAGUUUAUAUUUAAUAUCAUUGAUAUAUAUUGUAAAACGUGUAGUUUGGUUGUUUUUUACGUACGUUAUAUAGAUGCCAUAACGUUGUAAUGUUUAUAUAGAUUAAAGUAGAUUGUAAUUUUUUAUUAUUAUUAUUUUAUCUGAUAGAUUUACCGUGUUUAAUAAAAAUAAUAAAGUAACGUUUGCCAUUAUAAACUGGAUUUAUUAGUCACGUCAACACAGUAGGGUAACGUUAUUGCAUUAUGCAUUAUUGCAUUAGUAUUAGUUAACGGAUUUAUAUAAAAUUUUUAAAUGCGUUAAAACACCCUCGAUGGACACCAGCCAAGUGUUGUUCAGGCUAGCGUGUUUCUCUUAUGAUAGGAAUUUUUAAAUAAACUAUUAACUACCUACCUACCUAAUCAGUAUGAAUAGCCGUUUUGUAGCGAGCAAUCGAGCAGUGGGAACUUUUAUAUCACUGUUGUCCGACAACAAUCAGAGACUAACUGUAGCAUCUGCUUUUUUCUUUCUUAGUAAACCCCAUUCCAGUUAAAGCCCCAAAUGCUGUCUGUGAAGUCGAGGGACAAACUUUCAUAGAUGGUGACGAUAUGGAGGUGUAUAAAGGUGAUCUGGCCAAUGGUGAAUGUGAACAAUGCACGUGCAAGGAUGGAAUGCUAAUUAACUGUCACCACAUCUUCCACUGCGUUCUAAACGAUUCAAGCUGCAAUAGUUACUCAAAGAAACCGGGGCAGUGCUGCCCCACAUGUGAGCGAGGUAUUGUGGGUAAAUUAACUGUUAGCGACUAUUAACAAGUUGGUUAUAUACUAAUAUAGCAGUCCUUCAUAACAUCUCGCCAGAGUUCACCCUGUGUCUGAUGAUCUCACAACCUUAUUUAUUGUUAUUCAAAUUGAGAAACAGCUUCAGUAAAAAACAGUAAAAAAAGUCAACUUGAGGAUAAAAAGCAAUUUUUAAGACAUGAAUUUCUAGUAGUCUCAUGAUAAUGGAAGUAAUCUCACAUUCAUACUUCACCAUAGACAUUGCAAUCUUUCAAGUCGCAGGGAAUAGUUUAAGGGCACAAGGACAGGAUCUAGAAAUUUGAUCCCUUGAGGACUUCCCUUUUAUCAAAAAAGCAAUAUGCGUUGAAUGUCAGCUUUGCAGUUGUCUUUGGACUUCUCGGUUUUUGUUCUUAAUAUUUUAUAGCUGAUUAGAUCUCUUUUCUCGCGAUCCAACGUUGCCAAUCAGCAGGAUCUUCGUCCACGGUUUUUGCAGUUAACCUCGUUAUCCUUGGGUUAUUGCCUAAAAUUUUGAUUUCCGUUGUUGUUUUCUUUAAGACGUCCCUGAUAACGCACCAAAAUGCACAGUCAAAGACCGACUUUACAAGGAAGGUGAGAGUAUGGAGGUCCUGAAGCCCUUAGGACUAAAAGCAACGUCGGAAUGCCAUCAGUGCACCUGUAAGGGGGGAGAACUGCAGGACUGUCACAGGAUCUACUACUGCGAGAUGAACAAACCCGGAUGCACGCAAUUCAUCAAAGCACCAGGGCAGUGCUGCCCAACCUGUGCUCGUGGUAGGUAACAUCUCGGCUAAGACUUCUAGCCAUACUCACGCUGACGGCGUUCCAGUGAAAAUUGGCGCGAAAUGGAGAACAGGAGAAAAGAAAGCGGAAGAGAGGAAGAGGGAGAGAGCAGGGUAAUCCUUCGCUCUUUCUCCCUGCCCGCAACCCCUCGCUUUGCUUUCAUGCCACGUUUCUUUGCGCCGUCCUCUUUAUCUGAACGCUUAGAACAAGCUAGUUAAUACUCAUUAUUGGGGCUUAAAAUGGGUAAAGCAGAGGCUCAGUGUUUGUGCUUCAAUAAUUUUGUCCUCAUUUAGUUCUGAAGUGUAUUAUUUACAUUUGUUUGUUUACAUUUAGUAAUAACAAGGCCAACUCCACCAAGCUGCAAAGUCAGCGGCAUCUAUUACAAGGACGGAGAGAGCAUGGAAGUGUUAAAGAUGUCCGCUGACAAAAAGACAGGGGCGUGUCACCAGUGCACAUGCAAUAACAGCAAUGUUGAGGGAUGUCAUCAUAUCUUCCACUGCCAUCUUAACAGUUCCGAUUGUGCAAGUUAUAAGAUAGUACCUGGCCAGUGCUGUCCUGAAUGUGGUAUGACCUUACGUGCUGUGUAAACAGUAUUACAAUACAUCACGCAGUUUCACGAUGAAACGGGAUAAAAACGGAUAUUGAAAUUGAUCACAAUUCCCAGUGUUAAAUCUAAUUUUCAGUCCAUGCUACUAGUCUUUUUCAUUCGGACGGAGAACAAAACAAUGAAUAAUUAGACACUGGUGUCAUAAUUAUAGAAAGUUGCAAAGACUCUUCGCCAUUUCUUUACAAGUUGUAGGGAUUGGCUUUAAUACAGGGCGAAACGAAAAGACAGUUCUCUUCUUGAACCUCCCCCCCCUCCUCCCCUCCGCCCUUCCACAUCUGAACACCUGGAAAACUGGGAUAGAACUUUCUUAAGAAACCAUCAAUGUUCUUUGAGUUUUUUUUCUUAUGUCACCAAAGCUGGUAAAAUGCUUCCUCAAGAUUUUUAUUAAACUAUGGAAACUCUUAUUUGGUGAGGAAGUGCGGUGGUAGAGGCAAUGAUGAGAUCGAAACAUGCGCCGACAACUUAACAUUAUUUUUGUUCACAGGUAGGUUGAGUACGAUCGUCCCUGUUAACGUAGUCCUGAAUAGGACUGUUGCUGUUGACAGUGACUGACAUUUCGACAAUCUGUGCGGUAGUCAUCUUCGCAGAAUCAAAGUGAAUUGAAUCACGUCGGUUGAUGGUAUUUUACUCUUGGUUAUUGACCUGAUUGGUCAAGAUUAAGUCGCGAUGUUAUUGGUCGUCUGUCAGUUAAGCCUUGAUGUUGUUGGCUAUGAAGACUUGUAAUGUCAUUGGUGCGUUUCGAACCGUCUAUUGAUUUUGUCAGUUGUCAAUUGACCAUAACAUGGAUGUCCAAUGCCAUUAAACACAGAUAGUAUAUGGCUUGGACUCCUAGCGAUUAAGUGUGAUAUAUAUAUUUCGCAUCCGCUAACAUAAAGGACGUACGGACUUUCGGACGAGUCGUCAGAACCCCGAUUUUUUGGAUGCAUAGACAAACAAAUUUUCUUACCCAUGGUGCUCGGCUGCGCGAGAGCUCUACUAUCAUUAACAUUAUCUUUAUCAUUAUCAUUUUCAGUUCCAGUCAACCCCGAUGAGCAUGCCCUCAGCUGUCAGAUUAAUGGUCUGUUAUUCAGAGAUGGAGCAAGCGCAGAGGUGCUAAAAGAAUCUGCUGAUAAGAGUAGCAUAUACUGUCAGCAGUGCCAAUGUCAAUCUGGCAAACAUACCUGUCAUAAGAUAUACGAUUGUGAUAUUCAGAAGGUGGCCUGCGAGAAAUCAGUCAAGAUUCCAGGACAAUGUUGCCCCAGUUGUGGUGAGUAUUCUGGCAGAGUUGGUGGCCAGUUAAUAAACAACAACCAGUUGCAAAAUGGGAAAGUCGCUUUUGCAAACGAACCGGUUUUCUUCGCGCGCCUCAGAGAAAGAAUCCUAAAGAGUAAAUGAGGUUGUCUUACUAACGUACAAAAUUUGUUAUUAUGGGCAAAUCCCGCAUUCUGAUUGACAAUCAUACUCACCACCUAUGAGCUCAUAGAUAGUAAUUACUAAGCUAUCGUCGGUAAUCAGAAGCGUGAAAAGAAACUUACCAGCCAAUCAGUAACUAAAAAUCAUUUAAAUGUGUGCGAUGCGGAAUGCCUGCUAUUUGUUAUUCUUCAAGUUCUUCAAGCUUUGUUUUUUGGUAGUUAGGCUUUGCUACUACAAAACUAUUUGUUUUUACACUUUUAAAUUGAUGACGUGGAUACAGAAUAAGCAAAUCCUUAGCUUUUUAGUCAGGUUAAGAGAAAUUUUAACUGUGAGGACUGCGUACCCUCGACAACCUUUUUUGCCAAGCUGUGGUCACUUUUAAACCUAUUUUUCAGCUGUCAGCUGCAAAAUUCUUUUUAACUUUAGUUUUCGGAAACUUCGGAGCAAAUUUCGACAGGUUUUAUCCAUUUUCUACUAGGAAGUUUCCUUAUAAACAUCACGGCUAUUGAACUAUCGCUUAAUGUCAUGUCCUCAGUAGAAAGUGCUUUCAAAUUUGCAAUGUAAUACUCUCAGGUAGUUCAGUUUAUAUCGGCUCUUUCCACUAAGCCCAUAAAUAUUCGUAUGUGUUAUUUUUAUUUGCUGGUUUGUAUUUUUAAAACCUUUAUUAUUUCCAAGCCUUUUUAAAACCCUUUUACUUUGUAAAUUGCUUCACAGCUUGCUACCACAACGGACAACAGCUGGGGCCUGGUGACCAAUGGCUGAAGAAGUCUGGAAGCGACUGCAUACAGUGCACAUGUCUAAUGGACGGAACUGCAAAAUGCCUGAUGGUACUAGAGGGCUGUCAAUCAGGU